Molecule: messenger RNA, 906 nt
Organism: Paramuricea clavata
Lineage: Eukaryota; Metazoa; Cnidaria; Anthozoa; Malacalcyonacea; Plexauridae
Source: the annotation of a GenBank genome assembly
AUGGCUUCAGCACAGCAACAGCAAGAUUUAAAGCUCUUCUUUGAAUAUCAAGGAGUCAACGAAAACAACCUAAAUCGCCUACAUUACGUUCAAAAGUUUACGGAUUUCCAGUUUUUCCGACUAGCUAACCCCGUAUACUCGUCGUUCGAUAGAGCCUAUAUCAAGUGGCUACAACAACCUAAUUAUCAAGAAAUGGAAAAUAACGCAAUUCUUACUCAAUCUCAAACACCAACCUCCUUUUUCAACUCUCAACCACCACCGUAUACGUCACCACCUAUCUUGGACAAUGUGAACGAAUGCUAUAACACAGACCUAUUAAGUAUCAUGAAUCCGAUAAACCCGAAUAUUUUAUACAACAACAACAACGAUGCAGAAUAUUUAAUGACUGACACAACCACCGAAGUACUAGAAUCGAGUAGCGAUAACCAAUCUCCAGCAACAUCCCCCGUCACCGUACAACCUCCCGCUACCCCCGUGAAAAAACCACUAAUUCCUAUGGGUAAAAAUAUAAACAAUUUAAAAAAAAGUCUAAAACGAAAAGCAUCUUCAUCUGCAUCUGCAUCUUCAUCUAAAAGUGGUCGUCCCAACAAACACGUCCACCUUACACGAAUUGCAAACGACGAAGCAGACGAGGAGAAAAUAAGCUCGCAAGAUGUAAUUCUCUAUACAUUAGACGGAGCAGUGAAAAAAAGAAAAACAAUUCUUACUACUAGUAAUGAAACUAUUGAAACCUAUAAUAUGAAACAUUACCAAUGCUAUCUAUACUUAGGAGAAAAACGCGAACGAGCAUUAGAGAAAAUCAAAACACAGAAAGAAAAACUAGAAAAAUUAUGUUAUCUUGAAAAAUUCGCAAUAGAAGCAUUAAAAAAUCGCAAAAAUAGAAAACUCGAAAAAAAUGUUCUGUAA